AUAUUGAUUGAUAUGUAUGUCAAGGGUGUUGAUUGACGUGUCAGUCAUAGUAUUGAUUGACGUGUCUUUCAGUGUUGAUUGACGUGUCGUUCAUAAAAAUGCAGGCUGUUUUGUAGAAAAUGCCCUCGUUCUCUGCAUCUUCUGAUUAGUAACAAAAUAUAUAAUUUUACUGAGAAGACAUUGCAUUUUAUCUUUUUUCGACAUUUUCCUAGGCUUUCUCCAAACUAGCUUGGUGUACAAACCAAGGUACUUGAUUUUCUACACAUUAUUUCUCCUAACAAUAAAAGAAAAUGCUAAUAUUGUAUAGUCAAGAUGUUUGUCUUUUUUUUCGCGUUAGUAUUUAAAAUGCCAAACAUUGCAAAAAAAGUAGAAAACCCAUUAUUUUAUCCUGACUUUUUUAUUGAGAUUCCUGUGGAGGAGAACUGUAGUUUUGAAAGUCUAUUUUACCUCUAAUCCGCUCCUAUUUAAAAAAAAAAGCUGUCUUGUAGUUUGUCAAGCCCUCUGCAGGAUUACAACGUAAUGCGUAAGGACUGGGACUCGUAACCAUAGCGUAGUUCCCAUGAUGAUUCAAUAGCACUAAACAAAGCUUUCCUGAUAUAACAGUGGAUUCUAUUAAUUAAUAAUGUAUUCCUAACAUCAUCUCUCGUUAUUUGCCUUAACAAAACUUCUAUUUUCAACAGAAAGAAUUACUUUCUUUCGAGGAAUAGUUUGAGAAUUUUAAACGCUUUCAAAUGCGAGAAAUAGUUUGAAAAUUUAAGACGCUACAAAAUACUCGUCUGUCUUGGAAAGUUUGAGAGACAUACCGACGAAAGACUCACCUACAAGUGCUAGUGUUGCUGAAGUGACGAUGACGGUUAUGGAGGAGCAGCUGACGUCACGAAGCGUGGAGAUGGUGGUGACAGAGACAGCCAUCGCGGGGGGUCUUGCCCUCGCUUCCUUUAUCGGAAACGCCCUGGUCCUACUCUCUGUUCUACUGAACGCUAGACUACGCAAGCAGCAAUAUCUGUACAUCGCCAACUACGCCUUCAUUGACCUUCUUGUCGCUUGCGCGGUGCUCCCUCUCUCGAUCUACGCUCUUGCUUUUGGCUCUUGGCCCGUUGGAGCAACAAUUUGUACACUUCAAGGUCAUGUGGUCAUGGUAUUGCCCGCGAUCACGAAUAUCACCAUGGCGAUAUCAGCGGUAGAUCGUGCAUUUGCGACGUCAAAGCCCAUAAGCCAUGCCACGUUUUUCACGCGUCGUUACACGAGUAUUCUAAUCACCCUGUGCUGGCUCGUCGUGCUAGCACUUCCGGCCUCCUUCUUCAUUAACAACAGGAAGUUUGUCUUUCAUCCGGGGUACGCGUUAUGUAAAACAGAUGAGGGGUAUAUGGAUACUGGGACUGUAGAGUUCUUCUAUGCCGUCGUGCCUUUUAUUAUCACCGGAAUCAGUUACGUUAACAUCAAGAUAGGACUGAGGAAGAAUGCUCACGCGCUUGUGAAAAUGCGACAUCACGCGCAAUGGGAGUUCCUCAGCUCAUGGCGGGCGGAGGAUGCCGUGACGGCACUGUACGCGGCGUUAGCCAUUGCUGUUCUUCUAUGCGCGCUACCCGGGUACGCAUUCAACGCUGCGUUGGGAUCGAGAAUCUUCUUCGAUCCUGUCACCUUGCCCCGCUCCCUAUACCUUGCGGGCACAUAUGCCCUCGCUCUCGGGAGUGCUGUUAAACCUAUGAUUAUAGUAUCGAAGGAUAAGGACUUUGCGGCUGCGUUGCGGCGGAUUCUGAGGUGCAGCAAGCGAAGUUCUGCCAAGGUUGGAGACAUUCCGCGGAUUUAUGGCGGCGCUGAAAGUGUUUUACAAAGUGACUGCGGUGCUGGGGUUAGGCAAUUUUUAUCGGCUUAUGGUGGUACUGAGCGCGCAGAGCCUUGUGGGAGAUCAACUCGUGCGUCGUCUGGCAGGAAGAACGGGUGGGCUGAGCAUGAGGAGGUGAAUGAGGAGGGGAAUGAGGGUGGGAAUAAGGAGGUGAAUGAGGAGGAGAAUGAGGGGGAAUGA
Nematostella vectensis (starlet sea anemone) is the source of this 2026-nucleotide messenger RNA. RefSeq names its product alpha-1D adrenergic receptor. NCBI's taxonomy places the organism in Eukaryota, Metazoa, Cnidaria, Anthozoa, Actiniaria, Edwardsiidae. Gene Ontology annotation, cellular component: membrane. Gene Ontology annotation, biological process: G protein-coupled receptor signaling pathway. The transcript is spliced from 2 exons. Bases 848 to 2026 code for a protein of 392 amino acids. The record is from RefSeq and is a predicted model, not a curated record. Gene Ontology annotation, molecular function: G protein-coupled receptor activity.